Molecule: messenger RNA, 2405 nt
Organism: Rana temporaria (common frog)
Lineage: Eukaryota; Metazoa; Chordata; Amphibia; Anura; Ranidae
Gene: ETS1
Product: ETS proto-oncogene 1, transcription factor
Exons: 8
Coding region: 62-1384 (440 amino acids)
Biological process (GO): regulation of transcription by RNA polymerase II; cell differentiation
Cellular component (GO): nucleus
Molecular function (GO): DNA-binding transcription factor activity, RNA polymerase II-specific; sequence-specific DNA binding
Source: RefSeq, a predicted model, not a curated record
CCCCUGUCAGUGCAGGCGGCCGCUCGGCAGGGGGAGAUCAGUGUGUGCUCGGAUCGGGACGAUGAAGGCGGCGUUAGAGAUGAAGCCCGGACUGACCAUCAUCAAGACGGAGAAGGUGGAAUAUGAGCCGAUCUCCUGUGCCGAUAUGGAGUGCGGUGAUGUGCCUCUGCUGACCCCCAGCAGCAAGGAGAUGAUGUCACAGGCCCUCCGCGCCACCUUCAGCGGCUUCACCAAGGAACAGCAACGCCUGGGCAUCCCCUUCGAUCCCCAGGAGUGGACAGAUGCUCACGUCAGGGAAUGGGUGUUAUGGGCAGUGAAUGAGUUCACGCUAAAGGGAGUGGAGCUGCAGAAGUUCUGCAUCAGCGGAGCAGGGCUGUGUGCUCUGGGGAAGGACCGCUUCUUGGACCUGGCACCGGACUUUGUCGGAGACAUCCUGUGGGAGCAUUUGGACAUCUUGCAAAAAGACUCCAAAUUGUACCAGACAAGCGAGAUGGCCCCCGCCUAUCACGAGCCCAGAUACACCACCGACUACUUUAUCAGUUAUGGAAACGAACAUGCACAGUGCGUUCCACCUUCAGAGUUCUCAGAGCCCAGUUUUAUCACAGAAUCCUACCAGACCCUCCACCCCAUCAGUUCGGAGGAACUCUUGUCUUUGAAAUAUGAGACGGACUACCCCUCCCCCAUCCUGAGAGACCCCCUACAGCCUGACUCUCUCCAGGGAGACUACUUCACUAUCAAGCAGGAGGUGGUGUCACCGGACAACAUGUGUGUGGGCAGGAUCAGCCGAGGCAAGCUUGGCGGACAGGAGUCAUUUGAGAGUAUCGAGAGUCACGACAGCUGUGACCGCCUCACUCAGUCAUGGAGCAGCCAGUCUUCGUACAAUAGCCUGCAGCGUGUCCCGUCGUAUGACAGCUUUGACUCGGAGGAUUACCAACCUGCACUGCCCAACCACAAACCAAAAGGAACCUUCAAGGACUAUGUGAGGGACCGGGCCGAGCUGAAUAAAGACAAGCCAGUCAUCCCUGCUGCUGCCCUUGCAGGAUACACAGGCAGUGGACCAAUCCAGCUUUGGCAAUUCCUCUUGGAGCUCCUUACAGACAAGUCAUGCCAGUCUUUCAUCAGCUGGACGGGGGAUGGCUGGGAAUUUAAACUGUCCGACCCAGAUGAGGUUGCCCGGCGUUGGGGGAAAAGGAAGAACAAGCCUAAGAUGAACUAUGAAAAGCUGAGCCGUGGACUUCGAUACUACUAUGACAAGAACAUCAUUCACAAGACGGCCGGCAAGCGCUAUGUCUACCGCUUUGUAUGUGACUUGCAAAGCCUUCUGGGAUAUGUACCAGAGGAGCUCCAUGCCAUGUUGGAUGUUAAACCAGACAACGACGAAUAGAAACACUGUCAGUCUUAUUGGAAAAAAAAGACCAAAGCCCCUCUCUCUAGGAAUGUGUGAGAUGGACACAAAGGAUUCUGGGAAGAGGGGUCUCUCCACAUGCCAGGCUGGAUUAAGAGACAUGGCUACUUAAGAAGCUAGCUGGGUUCUUCCCUGCCUUAAAGCUGAAUGAGGACCAAGAGAAGAGCAAGUCGAUGGCUUGUUUUAUUAAUCAGAAUCAUUCCCGAUGUCGUGCCAGUAUUUCUGACUUUUUCAUUUUAUCUUGAAAGCUGAUUUCCUUUAAAAAGUUACAAUAUGUGCAAAGAGAAAAGCAGAGUAGCAGCCUCAGAGGCGGGUCAUAUCCGGAGCGGAGCAACGGUACCGCAAGGCUCAGAGCCCUACGUAAGUCUCGUGCAGGUUUUGUGCUUGAUGUGACCACAGAGCUCCAGUGUUAAUUGAAUCUUCUCAGGACCCAAGUGCAAAUACAGUAACCAAAUGGCAGCCAAUCCUUGCCUGUAUUUCACCGCAUAAAACGCCAUAAGCCCCCCAAACGCCUAAUUUCCUCUAUUGUAAGCUUUCUCACUGAGCCGCCAACAUGACUUCUCUCCAUCUUAAGUGUUCUUCCCAGAUUGUAUUUUUAUAGAGAUAAGAAUUAUAUGUGUAUAUAUUUUAUAAGAAAGUUUUUUUUUUUUAAUGAGAUAGUUGUACAGAUUUAAAGUUCUUUUUCUUUUUUUUAAGUGUGCCAAAGAUGUUUCUCUAUUGGCUCUGGUCAGCUGUGACAAUCCUAUGUGUUGUAGUAAGGACACUGCUUAAAGUGUAGGUCCCGCCAAGACUUUCCUUCCGUAGUAAAGGAGAUGGACGUGCAUUUGAAUCCGUUCUGGAUUUUUUAUUUUUUUUACUUCUGUUCCACUGGAGAGAUUUCCACUCGCUUCUGGUCCCAGUCACAAUGAUUUCUCCAGUAAGGGAAAAUCUCCAACAGCAAAACGGACAGACUAGAAUCAGUAUCAGAUUUUAACAUCUUGCACGUGGAAAGGCAAAAAAA